Molecule: messenger RNA, 1547 nt
Organism: Xenopus laevis (African clawed frog)
Lineage: Eukaryota; Metazoa; Chordata; Amphibia; Anura; Pipidae
Product: microtubule-associated proteins 1A/1B light chain 3B
Exons: 4
Coding region: 356-751 (131 amino acids)
Source: RefSeq, a predicted model, not a curated record
AUUGUGUGCUCAGUAUUCAGUGUAAUUAAACCAAAAGCCGGUUUAUUCUGGCACAUUCAAUUCCCAUGAGCAAAAAAAACAAAAAUCACUGCCAGUACCAGUAAGUAGCCACCCUUUCUGUCCUGUCCUUUUAUUUCAGGGAAGAACUUAAUCUCCUAGAAGUGGAGCUCACACCAGUGAGAGAAGUGAAGACAUUUCUGCAAGAAGGUGUGAGAUUUGGGGGGUAAAUUAGACAUUCCAGGAAAGGGGGCUGUCUGAUUAGACUGGUCUGAGCUGCUUUUCAGCUAUAAAGAUAUGAAGAGACGAACAGCAAAUAGAGCUGCAUGUAAUUAUAUCAAAUACACACACCAGCAUAAUGUCCAUGGCAGGGAACAUGAGUCUGAGUGUGGAUUUAAAUGAAACGUCAUUCAAGCAGAGAAAACGUCUAGACAGCCGCAUACAUGAGGUGAACAGAGUGAGGAACCGAUUUCCCUACAAGAUCCCGGUAAUAGUUGAAAGAAGCCCACAGGAGAAGCAGUUACCUCAGCUCGAGAAAAUCAAAUUUCUGGUACCCCCUGAAAUCACAAUGGGUCAGUUUGUCGAUACUAUCAGGUGCAAACUCCCAUUGCCUCCCUCCCAUUCCUUGUGUGUUAUGGUGGACGGGCGACAGGUGGCAAGUUUGGCAAUGACCAUGUCCCAAGUUUACUCGGAGAACCACGACCAAGAUGGAUUUCUCUACUUGUCGUAUAAGUCACAAGCUGUUUUUGGAUAAAGCAAUCCCAGACGGAGUCACAGAAGGGAUAAAGGAGGUCAACAUGACAUUUAAGGAUUCCAUAAGAGUCUACAGAAUGUGGAAUGUGGAAUGAAGGCCACAAAGUGAUGCUUUUCAGAACUCUGCCAGAUCAGGGGUCACGUAAACACCCCCGAAGAGUAACAAGACGAAGAGACAUUUCAAAUAUAUUAAUCACAAUCCACGUCAAGAUCAGGAGGCUGCACAAAUACGCACUAUAAAAAGACACUGCAGUAAACAUCAUCAUUCUUGAUUAGGCAAUGUUUUAGCAUAUUCUAUUAAAAUAACUGUAUAUAUCUAUAUAUAAAUAUGUUUGAUACCAACACAGUUAGUACAAUGGAAGUAAGAAAAUCAAGAAGUGGAAUCCAGAAGCUCUUUGCCACUAGGGCUAGAUAGAACCUAUAGAGGUAUGGGACCCGUUAUCCAGAACGCUCCAAAUUACAGAAAAAACAUCUCCCAUAGACUCCAUUUAUCCAAAUAAUCCAAAUUUUUCAAAAUGAUUUCCUUUUCCUCUGUAAUAAUACAACAUUAGCUUGUACUUCAUCCAAACAAAGGUAUAAUUAAUCCUUACUGGAAGCAAAACCAGCCCAUCGGGUGUAUUUAAUGGUUACAUGAUUUUUAACUAGAUUUAGGGUAUGAAGAUCCAAAGUAUGGAAAGAUCCAUUAUCUGGAAAACCCCAAAUCCCUAGAAUUAUGCAUAAUAAGUCCCAUACCUGUACAGAAGAAACUGUAAUGUAGAUUUCUUAAUUACAUUAAAAAUAUAUGUUUUUCUUUUUAA